Molecule: messenger RNA, 544 nt
Organism: Brassica oleracea var. oleracea
Lineage: Eukaryota; Viridiplantae; Streptophyta; Magnoliopsida; Brassicales; Brassicaceae
Product: RING-H2 finger protein ATL40-like
Exons: 1
Coding region: 17-478 (153 amino acids)
Source: RefSeq, a predicted model, not a curated record
UGUAUAAAUCAAAGAGAUGGGUUUCAACGACCCUUCGUUAAACUCAAUCAUCCUUUGGUUCGCCGGCGUAAUGUCUCUCUUGACUAUCUCCGUUAUCUUCAUCUUUCUAUUUAUGUGUUUGCUCAAACGCCGUAGGUUUGUGGAUGUGUUACCGGAAACAGAAGACAACCACCACCACCGCAGAAGAGAACCUCCGGGCCAAGGGCUUAGCGCUUCCGUGAUAGCUGCCUUUCCGACCUUUUCUUACAAACCGGACAGUAAUGAUCCUGAGAGCACCAAUCAAGAGAUAGAAUGUCCGGUUUGCUUAGGGUUAAUCCCCAAGAAUGUUGUGAUUACGGUUUUACCAAAUUGUAAGCACAUGUUUGAUGAGGAAUGUAUUGGUAGGUGGCUUGAAACCCACGUAACUUGUCCGGUGUGUCGUAGAAUGGCUGAGCCCAUGGCUAGCACUGGGGACAAGGUUCUAGAAACUAUAGUAUAGUUUUCUUUUUUUGAUAAAUAUAUGAAUUAUCAUUAAAAUGAAGCUGACUUGUGUACAAAAUGUCAU